CAACACUCCAUCCCCCUCAAUUCAACCCAAUUCCACCCAAAACACACAAUGGGUAAAAGAAUCAUCAUAACCGGCGGCUCCGGCAAAGCCGGCCAACACAUCAUAACCCACCUCCUCUCUCGCGGCCACGAGCUAUUCAACAUCGACCUCGCCCCGCUCCCCGCACACGUCGCCCCAGAAUCCCUCGUCCACACCCUCCGCGCCGACCUCACAGACUCCGGCCAAGUCCACGGCGCCUUCACCUCGCACUUCAAAAUCACCGAACCCUUCCGCGACGACCCCCUAGGCAAAGACCGCCCCGACGCAGUCAUCCAUCUAGCCGGAUACUCACGGAACAUGAUCGUGCCCGACAACGAAACGUUCCGCACGAACACGAUGUCAACGUAUAAUGUGAUCGAGGCUGCGUGUCGGCUGGGGAUUAAGAAAGUUAUCAUUGCGAGUUCGGUUACGGUGUACGGGGUUAGUUAUGCGGAGGGGGAUGUAGGGUAUCCGAGUUUUCCGGUGGAUGAGGAGAUUGAUGCGAGUCCGAUGGAUAGUUAUGCCAUUGCGAAGGUUUGCGGGGAGAGGAUUGCUAGGGGUUUCGCGAGGAGGUUUCCCGGUGUUGAUGUUUAUGUGCUGAGGAUAGGGAGGGUGGUUAAUCCGGAGGAGUAUCGGGAGGGGAUGUUUGCUUCGUAUGUGGAGGAGCCGGAGAGGUGGGCGGUGCAUGGGUGGUCGUAUAUUGAUUCGCGGGAUUUGGGGGAGAUGUGUCAUUUGGGGGUUGAGAGGGAUGGGUUGGGGUUUCAGGUGUUUAAUGCUACGAAUGAUGAAAUUACCAAUUAUGAGGAUUCGACGAGGAAGUUUCUUGAGAGGGUUUCGCCCGGGACGCCGUUUACGAGGGAGAUGGGGGAGAGGGAGGCGCCGCUCAGUAAUAGAAAGAUUAAGGAGUUGUUAGGGUUUCGGGAGAGUCAUCCGUGGCAGAAGUAUUAUGAGAGUAAAUAGACUACUAUAGAUGUACAAAACAUCAACUAUGAAUUAUGCCCCGUGACAGCACCCCAGAUAUACGCCGUCCAACUCCCAACGGUAACCAACAUGAGAGCACUGGAACAAACAACCG
Aspergillus glaucus CBS 516.65 is the source of this 1093-nucleotide messenger RNA. RefSeq names its product NAD-dependent epimerase/dehydratase family protein. Lineage: Eukaryota; Fungi; Ascomycota; Eurotiomycetes; Eurotiales; Aspergillaceae. The record is from RefSeq and is a predicted model, not a curated record. The transcript has a single exon. The coding region runs from base 49 to 978 and encodes 309 amino acids.